AUGACGUCUGGACAGCCUGAGUCAACCUCUGUCAACUCUAUCGUAUCGGACUCACAGGCAACCCACCCCGCCAAGAUGCCGGUCCAAGCGGAGUCCGCUGACCCCGACGCUAAGGGAAGAUCUCAACCGGCUCAGGUUCGCUUCUCAUCUGUAACUCAGGAAAUCGAGCCAUCUGAAUCAAUUCACUCAGAACUGGAGCAAUCUAUGCACGAAGUUCCUAAGCAAAUCUCAGAUGAGGAGAAUUUGCGGUCGCUGGCUAUGAGCUUGCAGAGUACCAAACUACAAGAGUCUCGUUUGCGCAAUUUCUCUUUCGACCCAAUGUCUCUGCCAACAUCCAGAGUUGGCUCUCGUGAUUCCAGUGAAAGGAGCGCCCGCGACGGCUCUGGCCCUUUUGUGGCUUCUCCUCAUGCUUCUCCACCCAUCUCCGCCAUUCACUCGCCUCUCCUGACCCCCGCUGGCACCCGCUCCCGCGAAAACAGACCCGGUGAGAGUGCCGCCGUAACCAACGCAGCCGGCCGAACAGACCCUCAUACAUCCGCUAUCACUCCCGAAGCCUCUCCUCCGGUCACGUCCGGGGAUGGUGCUCGUCAAAGUUCCUCGUCCUCCCGGCCGUCAUCCACCGGUGUCCUGUCCAAAGACCCAAGUGCCACUUCUGAACCCGCGCAGUUUGCGCACCCGAAACAUCGUGCACAAUUCUUCAUUGAGACCGACAGAAGCUCCAUAGACGAAAGCCCUCCGCCAACUCCGAGAGACUCUCACACCCCACCCGGAGCUAUUACCCCAGUAGGUGAACCAAACGACCCAUAUGCCCGCAGCAAACGGCCCCCGCAGACAAGGAACUUGGCUCAGUUAGAUGCACGAUUUAUCUUUGGCAGUCGAGAUUCAAAACGUCAUUUCCGCCAAACUCCAUCUCGGUCGGCCAGUACCAGCGACGUGACUAAGACCAAUAGCAAACACAGCGUGUUUAGUAGCAGCAAAAAGGACUCGUCCUCAAAGACGGCCCAAAACGGCCAUGGUCACAUUCACCAUGGCUCCAUGUCAGAGUUAAAGCGAUUUUUCAAGAUGGGCCACCGUCACAAACGGCCCGACUCUCCCACUUCCGCAAAGCGGAGCAGUAACUUCUCUUCAAAGAGCAAUGCUAGUGAUAGUGUGCCAUUUGGAGACGAUCAUGGGUUGAACUCUAAAUACGGCAAGCUUGGGCGCGUUCUAGGUUCGGGAGCUGGUGGCUCCGUUCGUUUGCUCAAGCGGAAUAGCGAUGGUGUCACUUUCGCUGUCAAGCAGUUCCGAGAUCGUCACAAUUGGGAAAGUGCAAAAGAGUACUCAAAGAAAGUCACAGCAGAAUUCUGUAUCGGUUCCACCUUGCAUCACGGCAACAUUAUCGAAACUCUCGAUAUAAUUCAAGAAGGAAGCCAUUGGUACGAGGUGAUGGAGUAUGCGCCGUUUGAUCUCUUCGCCAUUGUCAUGACAGGCAAGAUGGGCAAAGAGGAAAUAGCAUGCUCAUUUAAGCAGAUCCUCAGUGGCGUGGCAUAUCUUCAUGGAAUGGGUCUUGCCCACCGAGACUUGAAAUUGGACAAUGUGGUGGUCAAUAAGAAGGGAAUCAUGAAACUAAUCGACUUUGGAAGCGCAGUUGUGUUCCGAUACCCCUUUGAGAACGAUAUUGUCUUUGCAUCAGGCAUCGUUGGCUCUGAUCCAUACCUGGCUCCAGAGGUAUACGAUGAAAAGAAGUACGACCCUCGGCCUACGGAUGUUUGGUCGCUGGCGAUCAUCUUCUGCUGCAUGACUCUACGUCGAUUCCCGUGGAAGCAACCUCGCAGCACAGACAAUUCCUACCGCCUAUUUGUGUCCUCUCCCACCCCUGGUACACCAGUUCCAGAUGUUGACCCUCGCCGCCAGCAUGCCAAGUCAUCCCCCGAUCUCCCUUUUAUCGCCCGGGAGAAGGAUGAUCAGAAACAACUCCCUUCAUCGUCUGAAACUCCGAAGGCUGAGAAGCCAGCUAAGCCUGAACAACCGGCCAAGUUGACAGUGCCACCUACUCCGCAAACAAACGGCAACCAGGCAAACGCAAAGUGUGACGAUACUACUCAUAACGCUGCUGUUUCCCCGACUGCCGAAAAGACCACCCGCACGACCAGCAAGGAGGCACCGCCGCUUCCAGGACAAACUCAAUCGUCUAGUCAACGCCAGGAAGUGAUCAAGGGUCCUUGGCGACUUCUCCGCAUUUUGCCACGGGAAAGUCGGUACAUCAUCGGACGCAUGUUGAAGGUCGACCCCAAGGAACGAGCGACUCUUGAUGAAGUUCUGGCAGAUGACUGGGUGCGAAGCAUCGAGUCAUGUGAACAGCUCGACUCAGGCGAUAUCAUUAAUGCCCCCGGCCACACCCACGUCCUCGAACCGCCCUCACAAAGUCCUGCUGUAGCUAGCAAGGCAGCUACCAAGAGCAAGGCCAAAUAA
This is a messenger RNA of Penicillium taxi, 2451 nucleotides long. RefSeq lists its product as uncharacterized. Gene Ontology annotation, biological process: intracellular signal transduction; protein phosphorylation. Gene Ontology annotation, molecular function: ATP binding; protein serine/threonine kinase activity. The transcript is spliced from 3 exons. The record is from RefSeq and is a predicted model, not a curated record. Lineage: Eukaryota; Fungi; Ascomycota; Eurotiomycetes; Eurotiales; Aspergillaceae. Bases 1 to 2451 code for a protein of 816 amino acids.